This is a messenger RNA of Mytilus californianus (California mussel), 687 nucleotides long. Its product is annotated as oligodendrocyte transcription factor 2-like. The record is from RefSeq and is a predicted model, not a curated record. The transcript has a single exon. The coding region runs from base 1 to 687 and encodes 228 amino acids. NCBI's taxonomy places the organism in Eukaryota, Metazoa, Mollusca, Bivalvia, Mytilida, Mytilidae. Gene Ontology annotation, molecular function: protein dimerization activity.
AUGGUUAAUGUUGAUGGCGAUGAAAGUGACAGUUCACAAGAAUCUUGUUACUCAACUUCGACUAGAUGUAAACAAGGAAUCCAGAAAGGAUUAAGUAACCUGAAAAGGAAAAUGGCAGAAUGUGUGGACGAAGCGGAAUUGCAAGAUCUAAGACUAAAGAUAAAUUCAAGAGAAAGACGCCGUAUGCAUGAUUUGAAUUCCGCAUUAGAUGGUUUAAGAGAAGUAAUGCCUUAUGCAAAUGGUCCCUCAGUGAGGAAACUAUCGAAAAUAGCUACCUUGUUGCUAGCAAAGAACUAUAUUCUUAUGUUAAACAGUUCCCUAGAUGAAAUGAAGAAACUCGUCAGCGACGUUUAUCAAACACAUCCAAUACGGACACGUGCACCACCGGCUCAUCUGCAACCUCCGCACGCGCCUCAAUUUUCUCCAUCAUUACCAUCCGUUUCCAAUGUGCCUACAGUAUCAGGACCUUCACACGUUCAUUGUCGUGAUUUAGAAACAAUACACACUGUUGUGUCAAAGGACAGCUCAUCGCAUAUGACCUCAUUAGUAACACCACAUGAAAGACAUAUGUUUACGUCACGAUGGCCUGUCCCUUGCGCGUGCAGUAACUGCAUGAUUGACUCAAUGAGAAUAUCAUAUCCUAAAUAUCCACCAUCCUUGCCGACAGCGCCAACCUUUCAUAAAUGA